Thecamonas trahens ATCC 50062 is the source of this 6330-nucleotide messenger RNA. RefSeq lists its product as uncharacterized. Bases 1 to 6330 code for a protein of 2109 amino acids. Gene Ontology annotation, molecular function: protein binding. The record is from RefSeq and is a predicted model, not a curated record. The transcript has 3 exons. NCBI's taxonomy places the organism in Eukaryota, Apusomonadida, Apusomonadidae.
AUGGCCUCGUUGGUGACUCGGUACUCGGUCAUCAUCACGUUCACGGGAUCAACGGUCAAGGAAGGGCGCAAGGUGAUGUUGCGUCGUGGGGACAUCGUGUAUGCUGCGUCGCCUCCACGAACAACGUGUUACGAUGGGUCAACCUUUGUCUUUGUCGCCAAGCGCCAGGAUCAGGUGAGCCGCCUCACUGCCAGCGACAUGAUCCUUGUGCCAGAGUCCAGGCUUAUGCGGCUAACGUCUUUCUCUAGCUCACCGUCGUCGCACUCGGCCUCGCCGCUGUCCUCAUCGCGCUCGCAUGCACGGUCUAAUGAUCGCUACGGGUCGAGCUGUCGGCACUGUGGCCACGCCUCGCACUCGCGUUCGUCGCUCGCCUCCCACGAGCUAUACUGCACCAAAGCGCGGGUAACCAAGACAUACAAAUGCCCCAUUUGCGAGCAGGUCUUUUACACUGAAGGCUCCGUCUCUAUCCACAUCGAUACCUUCCACCGGUCGAGCUCAACCCCUACGCGCGCGCCAGCGACAGAGCCCGUGGCGAGCUCGAUCGAUCACACCUGCCCGAUUUGCAACAAGACGUUCUUCUUGGCGUUCACCCUCAACAACCAUCUUGACAACGAGCAUGCGCCGUCGCCGCCGUCGCCACGUGAGCCUGAGCCUGAGCCUGAGCCCAAGCCUCAGCUUGGGCCGCCUGGGCUUGGAACUGCGCCCGAGAGCCGAACCGAUGAGCCGACCCCGACUCGCGAACCGCCACCUGCUCAGCCGCGGCUGCAGUCGCAGUCGCCACCGCAGCCGGACCGUCCCCCCUCCUUUCGCGACGAUGAGCUUCAGAGAGCCCGCGCCGCCGGCUCCAAAAUCAUGCGCGCUUCCGAGAGCUACCUCGACCCACAGAUGUCUGAGCUGCCGCUGGUCAAGGGCGAGACCGUGAUUGUGCCGCGGAUCUCAGCCUGUCGUCCGGGCUGGCUCUGGGUCCGCAACGCUGCCAACAGGGCUGGCUACGUGCCGGCCAUGUUUGUGGAUGAAGUUGCCCCAGAGCCGGACAGUAGUGGUGGCGCUAGCUCGUCGAGCAUUCGCCCACGGUGCCGCUUUUGCUACCGGGUGUACUCGUCGGAGGCUCAGCUCGCGUCGCACGAGCAGCACUACCAUCCUCAUCGGCUCGCGCACGAGCAGAAAACAAUGCAAACGUCGAUGCAGACUGGAGCGCCGACGCUUGCGCCUGCCGAGUUUGCGCACGAGCUGUACGGUCCGCGCCCAGCGGCGGCGCUGGCAGCCGAGGCCUGCGACGGUGACGGCAUCGGUGACGACGGAUCGGUGACAGCGCCGCUCCCGCCGCCGAUCCUUCUCCCUGCCGCCGCCGCUGUUGACCGCGUCGCGCUGGGGAUGUGGCGCGGCAUCCAGGGCUCAAACAACUCGUGCUACCUCGACGCCACGCUCUUCUCGCUCUUUGUCACCGUCCAGGACUUUGAUGUCAUGCUGGACGAGUCUGAGCCGAUCAGGCUGCGCCGCGAGCUGGCAGACUCGCCCGACCACAUCACAUAUGUCCCGCAUCUGCGCUCGACGCUCCGCAACCUGGUUGUACGCGAUCUACGGGGCCGCCUCUUUGUCGACGCUUCGGUCAUGCUCCGCUUCCGGCUCUUCCUCAACAAGGUGUGGGAUGCCGAGAACGACCCGACGGUCGGUGCAUGCGAGGAGGAGGACGUUGUCGACUUUAUCACAGUCCUCUUCAACCUCCUCCUUCCCGACGACAAGCUCGCGCCCGGCUACGUCUCGUCCGAAGCGGUCGACGGCACCAUCCUUCGCGCCUUUGUCCACACUCUUGCCCCGAUCUUCGACCCCGAGUCGGGCGCACUGGAGACCUUUAUCGGCCGUGGGCCGUCGGUCCAGGUCCUCCUCGACGCACACCUCGCGACUUACGGCAUGGUCUUUGUCGGCGCGCCGAAGUUCCUUAUUCUGCAGAUGCCGCGCGAGUACCACUCGGCCAUUUACGAUUUUAUCUACCCUUGCGGUGAGGUCACCGUCCCGGUCCGUCACCCUGAGACCGGCGACGACAGCCUUGCCCGGCUCGACCUCCACGCCAUCAUCUGCAUCGACUCAUCGCACUUUGUUGCCUACAACCGCAUCCCGGUCGUCGACGCCGACGGCUCGCUCGCCCACAUCUGGGUCCGCUUCGACUCAAUGGGCGACGCAUCGGCCGACCACGGCUCGGUCCCGGUUCUGCACCGCGCCAACAACCUCGCCCGCGCCCUCGCCGAGCCUGUCUCUCUUGCUACCCUUGUCGACUCGGAGCUCGCUGCCCAUCGCGGGCCAAAGGCCUACCGCUACACCGACACUCGGGUCUCUGUCGAUACCAAGCGCGUCCUUGCUGACGGCUACGCGUUGGGCGCCUCGUGCGGCAACGCGGUGGUGGAGAGUGGCGAAGAGUGCGACGAUGGCAACAAUGAUUCGUAUGAUGGAUGCUCGGCCGUGUGUGUCCGUGAGUACUGUGGCGAUGGCAUUCUCAACGCAUACAACGUCAGCAACCUGUCUGGCAAUCGGCUGAUCUUCAGUGAUGACUUUGAGUCCGGCACCAUUUCCGCGGCUUGGCAGGCCACAGGCGUAGCCAUCAUUGGCAACGUCGGCACGUGCGCCGCCCGCGGAUCGUGGGCGGCCCGCUUCCAAGGCGACUCGGUUCGGACGCUGCAACUGGUUGGAACGUUGGAGAAGGUGACUCGCGUCAGCUUUGACGUCUUUAUGACCUCGUCGUCCGGCAGUUGCGAGAACCCGGACAACGGCGAGGAUCUGACCCUCGAGUACAAGGUAGCGUCCGGCACGACGUGGACUAUACUUGCCGCUGUGCCGACGACCCACUCGACGUGGUCUUCGCACUCGAUUGACAUCCCUGCCGAUGUGCAGGGCAAGAUCAUCCAUCUGCGGUUCAACCAGGCCUCCUCGUCUGGCUCCAGCUUUGACCACAUGGUUCUGGACGACGUCGCCAUCUACGGCGGCCCGGCCGAGCCGGAAGAGUGCGACGACGGGACGCCGGACGCAACUAGCGUCGACGGCUGCGUCGAGUGCCGCAUCACGCCAUACUGCGGUGACGGCGUGGUGAACGGCAACGUCUCGACCGCCACUUACGAGUGGACAUUUGCCACCCACGGCCUCGGCCCCGAGUGGACGCUGGGAACCGGAGCGCGAAUCUCCAGUACGUGUGCUCAAGAGUCUAUCACGUUUGACGGCACGAGCGAUCGCACGGCCACCCUAACCAUCGACACCCUGACCACCCGAAUUGGGGGCAUCGAGGUGACUUACGAGUACGGGUCCGGAGUCGGGAGCUGCGAGAAAGUCGACUCGGGAGAGGAUCUUCAUGCCACAUUCAAGAUCCGCGGCGCUUCCGUCGAGCACACCGAGAUCCUGCCGCGCCACAGUGGCUCACUUGGCACACACCAGCUCGCCAUUCCUGCCAGCAUGCAGAACCGGAAGCCGACCGACGCGCCGUUUGAGCUCAUUUUCUCUCAGCCGGUGCACUCGGGUUCAAGCUAUGACGUUUCGGCGCUGGUUGGCGUCAACAUUGUGACGUCUUUGAGCGCCGAGGUGUGCGACGACGGCAAUGCGUUCACGAACGACUCGUGCGUGUUGUGCGCUCCAGCCAGGUGUGGCGACGGCUUGGUUUGGAUAGGUGUCGAGGCCUGCGACACGGCAGGCGAGAGCGCGAGUUGCAACGUCGACUGCACGGCCCCUGUCUGCGGCGAUGGUAUCCGCAACGUAGCGGCUGGCGAAGAGUGCGACGACGGAAGCAUAGAGUGCAUGCCCAACUGUCGGUAUGCGUACUGCGGCGACGGCAUGGUGACGGGGUCUGAAGCUUGCGACUCGGGCUCACCGCUUGGCUCUACAACCUGUACACCAAACUGCACGGUCCAUGGUGGCUGUGGUGACGGAGUGAUCAACCCGGGUGCUGGCGAAGAGUGCGACGACGGGAACGCCGUUGAUGGCGACGGGUGCUCAGCGAGCUGCACCUGGGAAGAGUGCGGUGACGGGUCGGCGGCGUCGCCCGUCUUUACCUCGCGGGCAGCACACGGCGGCUUUUUCGAUAGCUUCUCGACCACUUCCGAGUGGUUUAAUCGGUACACCACGCCGCUGAGCAACGCGGUGGUCCAGUCGGGCUGCACGCCGGCGAGCGACCCGUCAACGGCGGUUCUUCUUUCGAGCAACGGCCAGCGCGAGCUGGAGCUCAAGCCUGUUACCGGCUUUGCCGGCAUGUCUUUCACAACGUGGACGAGCGGCGUGGCGCGAAGCGCCGAGGCUGCGUCGGACGCGAGAUGUGGCGUGGUGGUGAGCAACACGACGAGCCAGCUUCUGCAUGUUGCCGCACGGACUGUCGACACGACUACCGGGGCUCUGCUCUCGUCAUAUGUCGAGGUGGCCGCUGUCUCGCCGCUCCUGUCGAGCGCGACGUCGUUCGCUGAGACUGUGGUCUAUGUCACGCCGCAGGCGGUGGGGAUGACCGGAUACUCGCUCGACGACCGGGCGCGGCGCAUCGGCGUCCAGAUCAAGCUCUAUCGGUCGGCGGACAGUGUCGGCGGCGCGGACCCGACCACCUUUGUGGACGAUGUCGAGGUCCGAGCCAUGCUGCUGCGCGAGUGUGAUGACGGCAACACCAAUCCGGCGGAUGGGUGCUCGAGCUGCCUUCUCCCGCGGUGCGGUGACUUUGUUGUCAACGGGGUGGAAGAGUGCGACUCGGGCGGAGCGGCCACCGGAUACUGCGAUGUCGACUGCACGUUUCCAGUCUGUGGCGACGGCCUAGUCAAUCCGUACUCGACCGGCGAGGUGUGCGACGAUGGCAACACUAUCAACACGGACAGCUGCGUUAACUGCCGGCCGGCGUCAUGCGGCGACGGAUUUGUUCACCAGGGCAUCGAGCCGUGCGACGCGUCGGCGCCUAACUCGGCCCCGUGCACUAGCUCAUGCACGCUGCCGGUGUGCGGCGACGGCGUGGUGACCUCGCCGGAGGAGUGCGAUGACGGCAACGCCAUCGACAGCGACGGGUGCAGCAACAGCUGCAGGGCGCCGCGAUGUGGUAACGGGCGAGUGGAGAGCUCUUCGCACCAGUUCGACCUCCGGAUUCCGCUGUCAUCGACAAGCGCGGUAGCGGACGCGAUCGGUGUCCAGUUUUACCCCGCUACGCUCCCGUCAUGCCUUGUGGGCAGCUCGGCAAAGGCAGGGGAGACAGUGCUGUUCACUGGAACGCCCUCGUCGGGCAAGCGCCGGCUGGUAACGCUCCUACCGCCCGGUACGCAGGAAGUCACAUUUGACGUGAGGUAUCCAGCCAGCUCUACGCCGUGCGAGACCGUCGACUCUGGUGAGCUGCUCGUGGUCCAGUUGUUCUCGUCUGCACAGAUGAGCAGCUCGUCGCAGAUUGGCGGGACGGUGACCAUUUCGCGGUCGUCUACGUCGUGGAAGUCGGCAGUGGUCUCGCUCACGCAGUUUUCUGGAUGGUCGACGGGGACGCCAGCGCCUCUCUUUCUCGUCUUUUUGCAGACCAAGCAAUCGGCGACCGGAGUGCGGUCCGAGGUGUGCGACGAAGGCGGCGUCCACACCGUGAGCUGUGAUGCUGACUGCACGGCGCCGUCGUGCGGCGAUGGCAUGGUGAAUGCGGCGGCAGGCGAAGAGUGUGACACUGCGGUGACGUCGAGCCUGUUCUGCUCGCCGACGUGCAAGAGCAUCAACGUGGUGUGUGGCGAUGGUGUGGUUGCACCGGGCGAGGACUGCGAUACCGGCCGUGUGGCGACAUCGCAGUGUGAUCCAGACUGCACGUUUGCUGUGUGUGGCGAUGGGUAUGUCAACUCGGCUGCCGGCGAAGAGUGCGACUCGACAGCGGCAUGUUCCUCGACGUGCAGGAUCAGCGGCAUCAACUCCACAUCCAGCUCGUCGACGACGGCCGGGGCGUCAUCGCGGAGCUCGUCGGGCUCGAGCAGCUCGACGACUCCAGUGGUGGCUAUUGCCGGUGGGCUGGCGGGCACACUGCUGUUGCUGGUGAUCAUCAUGGUGGUGACCAAGCGGCAGCAGAUGGCGCGGCGGCGGGGCGUGCAUCAGGCGCGGCAGCCGCGGCCGCCGCCUGGGGUGGACGAAGGCAUUCCGCUGCCGCCGAUGGGUAGUGGCGCCGGUAUGCCGCCACCGCCGCCGUUUACGCCUGCCGGCGUCAUGCCGCCUGUGCCCGGCAGCUCGCCGCUCCCGCCGUCGUGUCCGGCAGCUUACUUUGGCCCGCCAGGCUCGGCAUUUAACACGGCGAUCAUGCCGCCAUCGUACGAAGCGGUGGUGAGUAGCCCGACAGUGCCACCGCCGACGUACGGAGGUAGAUGA